This is a messenger RNA of Boleophthalmus pectinirostris (great blue-spotted mudskipper), 3625 nucleotides long. RefSeq names its product intraflagellar transport 74 (gene ift74). The transcript is spliced from 20 exons. Lineage: Eukaryota; Metazoa; Chordata; Actinopteri; Gobiiformes; Gobiidae. Gene Ontology annotation, molecular function: beta-tubulin binding. Gene Ontology annotation, biological process: intraciliary transport involved in cilium assembly; cilium assembly. The record is from RefSeq and is a predicted model, not a curated record. The coding region runs from base 300 to 2105 and encodes 601 amino acids. Gene Ontology annotation, cellular component: centrosome; intraciliary transport particle B; cilium.
ACCAGUAAUACCUAAACUGAUACCAUGUUUGUUUUCUGUUUUGUGUUAUAUUUUUUUGCUUUUUAUAUUAAAAACACAUCUUGAGCUCGAACUGAUCUAGUUUAUUAAGCAAAUUUAACUCCUACUUAGGCUUAUUGGUAUUUAGACGUGAUUUAUACCUAAUAGAACUGUUUUUAUACCUUUUUUGUCAUAUAAUACCCUUUCCAACCUGUAGGGGCCAGCAGUGACUCCACACGUCACCUCUUUAAAGCCCGAAGAAGACGGUUGCUGUGGAAACGACAACAUCUUCAGAAGUUGUCAUGGCGACUCAACGGCCUCCCUCUGGCAUGGCUCGACCCGUGAGCAGGAGUGGAUCUGGGAGACCCCCCACUGCAGUGCGGCCCCCUCCCACAGCCAUACGAGUGGGCACCGGGAUGGUCCCUGGUACAGGAGGUCUCUCUGGGAUGAGAGGAGGGCUCCCUGUGGCUGUCCCUGGAUUGUUAGCUGCUCAGAUCAAAGUCACAGACAGACCUGUCACACAGCAGGGCCUCAGCGGCAUGAAGACCGGAAUGAAAGGACCGCAGAGACAGAUCCUGGAUAAGUCCUACUACCUGGGCCUCCUCAGGAGUAAGAGCAAUGAGCUGACCACAGAGACCAGCAAACUGCACAAAGAGAUCGAGAACUUCAACCAGGAGAACUCCGUCUACCUGUCCUAUGAGAAAACAGCAGAGGGUCUUGCUGCGGAGAUUAAAGAUUUACAAGGACAGCUGGCAGAUUAUAACAUGCUUGUGGACAAGCUGAACACCAACACAGACAUGGAGGAGAUGAUCAAUGAUUAUAAUAUUUUGAAGGCUCAGAAUGACCAGAAGGCUGAAAGCAUUGACAAAAUCUUCACAGAAAGGAGAGAGAGGGAGGAAGCGAUUCGGGCCAUAGAGGAGAACAUCCGCAGAGAGAGGAGAGUGGCAGAGGAGAUGGUCCAGUCUAUGCCCUCAGCCAAACAGGAGAAGUACUACACCAUGACGGCUAACAACGAGGAGCUGCUGCAGGAGCUGGCUGUUCUUCAGGAGGAGCUCGACGUUCUUCUGACCAGGAAGGAGGACUAUGACAUUGAGCUGUCCCAGUCACAGACCAAGCAGGAGGUGGUGCGUCUCCACCAGACCCUGUCCUCUCUGGAGCAGAAGAGAGACGCCAUGGAGGCCGAGCAGAAGAACAUGGGCUCACCACAGGAGGAGAGGGACAAGCUCUUCAAACAGGUGAAGGAGGACAACCAGGAAAUAGCCAGCAUGGAGCGACAACUGGCAGAGAUCAGAGAGAGGACGAGACAGAUCACAGAGGAGCUCAGGCAGAUGGAGCAGGACUCUGAGGACGCACAAGGGGAAAGUCGGCAGCGAUAUAAAGAGCUGAAGAAAAAAGAAGAGGAGCUGGACAGUUUCUUAGAUUCUUUUGAGGAGACCAGGCAACGAGAGGAGGACAAACAGAUUCAGAUCCAAGAAAGCAUCAAGUCUCUGUUGGAGCAGUGCAGCCGGUGCCAGUUGCGUCUGCACCACGUGGACACUAUCACAGCCAACGAGCUCCGGAACAUGCAGGAAGUCCUGGUAUCCAAGGAGACCGAGGUCAACCAAUCAGAGAGCACCGCCAAGAACCUCACCACCGAGUCCAGGCGUCUGCAGCAGGACCUGGAGAAGGUGCAGCAGCUGGAGGGGAAGAUCAGCUCGGAGCUGGAGGUGCAGAGACAGCAGCUGGUCACCAUGGAGACGGAGCUGAAGACAUACAGGGACAUAGACAGUCUGAAGAGGAGCGCCGAGGACAAGAAGAAAAAGCUGGAGGAGCAGCGUGUGUGUCUGAGCCAGAGGCAGGAGUCCUUCAGACAGCUGCUGGACCACAUCACACACACGUAUGAAGCUCUGAAGACCAAACUGGAGGAGAACGAGACGCACGCUCAGCUGACCAACCUGGAGAAGAAAUGGCAGCACAUAGAGCAGAACAACUUUGUCAUGAAAGAGUUCAUCGCGUCCAAGUCCCAGGAGAGUGACUACGCCCCGGUGGCCCAGCGCGUCAGCCAGCAGGUGGCAGAGUACAACAAGAUGCUCAUCGACUCACUGCAAAACAACAGAAGUCUCAUAUGAACUGUCCACUAAUGCUUUUGGUACAACAGAUUUAGUUUGUAAGUAGUAGUUAGUAAAAUAUUAAAGUGCAUGAGACAGGUGAGACUACCCAUUUCUCUAAAACAGGGUGUCAAACAUCCGGCCCUCCAAGACCUUUAAUCUGGCUGAUUUUCUACUAAAAUAUUUGAAUUAUAUUUUCUAUUAAAAUCUUGUUAAUUUUGUGUGGUGUUUAUCACAGCAGCGUCUCCAGUGUCUCUGUACGUGGCCCCUCCCACCAGAGCAGCACAAAUGAAGACUUGUCUCUUUCCAAACGCUCUUAAAGGACGAUCGUUUUGACUGUUGACCGUGACACCCUCAUCAGAAAAAUGUCCAACAUGAGAAAAGUGGAGCCGAGUGCAGGAUUUUCCCAGAAUAAUGGACUUAUUCCUGUUUACAUCUAAGUUCAUAUUAAAACAUUGUGUUGAAAUGGCAAUUUUCUUAAAGUUUCAGGUUGUUCAUAAUAUUAUAAUAAAAAAGAAAGAAUUCAUCAAUUAAAAAAGAUUUCUGUAAUAUAUUUGUGUUUCUCUGCACAAAUAUUUCAACUUAUUGUUAUUUUUGGAGUUUAUAUGCCAUGAGUUUUCUGAUCCGGCCCCUUUGGGAUCAAAGUCGGUUGGAUCCGGCCCCUGAACCAAAAUGAGUUUGACCCCCCUGCUCUAAAACAUACUUAACAGUCCGAUAUUACACUGAAUGGACUCCUGUGAGCUUUAAGCCAUGUUCUAGUGAAGUGUCCCCGUCAAAAACAACCCCAUAGUUGUGUUUUGUUUGAUUUAUACACAUUUGAGUAACGCUUUAUUUAUUAUCAGUGCAUCUACAACUCCAAAACUCAAAAUGCUCUGUUCCACCUUGUGAUGUCAUAGUGGUAGUUUUUCAAUUAACAGCUCCUUUAACCUUUAGUUCAGCAAAGUCUGGAAAUUCCAAGGAUGAAAUAAUCCUAAUAUGUCUAGUGAAGUUGUAUGGAGUUUAAAAACUUGCACAACAUGACAUCACAAGGUGGAACAGAAUGUUUUCUGUCAAACAUGUGAAAGAAACAAAACACAACUUCCGGUCUGUUUGUGAUGAGGAAACAACAUUAUAACAUGGAUCAGAAACUAGUGUAAUAUGAGCCCUUUAAAUCACUGGAUUCUGAGUAAUGUUAAAGGGUGAAGUUCUUAUUUGGACUUGUGGUUGGACACGAGCAGCAGAUAUGACACAGGUAGAGGUGUGUUGUCUAGCAACCAUAAUGUAACGACGGACAAUUAUUACUAUUUUGUCAAAACAAUGUUUAAACUGUCAGAAAAAUAGUGUUCCAUGUGCAUAAAUUGUCUCUGCAUUUUGGAUGAAAUUGACAGUUGAUGACACAGCCAGAGGGAUUUUGUUUUAGAACUCUGCUACUUCUUGCAUUUUACAAAUAUUUUCUACACUAUCUCACAAACUCAAUAAUAAGAAAAAUAUAUGUAUUUGUCAAAUGCACUUUAAGCCUGUGUGAUUGUACUUUGUAUCAAUAAUAAAGCUUUAAUAGUUCA